Choloepus didactylus (southern two-toed sloth) is the source of this 3233-nucleotide messenger RNA. It is a transcript of the gene TBC1D2B, whose product is annotated as TBC1 domain family member 2B. The record is from RefSeq and is a predicted model, not a curated record. The transcript is spliced from 13 exons. NCBI's taxonomy places the organism in Eukaryota, Metazoa, Chordata, Mammalia, Pilosa, Megalonychidae. Bases 16 to 2928 code for a protein of 970 amino acids.
ACUGGCAGGCAGGCAAUGCCAGGUGCCGGAGCCCAGACGGAGGAGGGCGGCGGCGGUGGCAGCGGCGGCAGCAGCAGCGAGGGCGCCGCCCCGGGGGCCGCCGCGGAGCUCGGGGCGGGGCCCGGGCGGGAGCCGGCGCGGCUGUGCGGCUACCUGCAGAAGCUGUCGGGCAAGGGCCCGCUGCGCGGCUACCGAAGCCGCUGGUUCGUGUUCGACGCGCGACGCUGCUACCUCUACUACUUCAAGAGCCCGCAGGACGCGCUGCCUCUCGGUCACCUGGACAUCGCCGACGCCUGCUUCAGCUACCAGGGCCCCGACGAGGCGGCGGAGCCCGGCGCGGAGCCGCCCGCGCACUUCCAGGUGCACAGCGCGGGAGUCGUCACCGUCCUCAAGGCUCCUAAUCGUCAACUCAUGACUUACUGGUUACAGGAGCUUCAGCAGAAGAGAUGGGAAUAUUGCAAUGGUCUCGACAUGGUGAAGUGGGACAGCAAGACCUCCCCAACUCCUGGGGACUUUUCUAAGGGUCUUGUAGCCAGAGAUAACACAGAUUUAAUUUACCCACAUCCAAAUGCUUCUGCAGAAAAAGCCAGAAAUGUCUUAGCUGUGGAAACUGUCCCCGGAGAGCUGGUGGGAGAACAGGCUGCAAGCCAACCAGCCCCAGGCCAUCCAAAUCCCAUUAAUUUCUCUUUGAAACAAUGGGGCACCGAGCUCAAAAAUUCCAUGUCCUCUCUCCGACCUGGCAGAGGGAAUAAUGAUAGUCGAAAAAGUGUGUUUUAUACCAAUGAAGAGUGGGAACUUUUAGACCCACCCCCCAAGGACCUGGAGGAGUCCAUGGCACAGGAAGAAAAGAAGAAGCAGCCCCCUGAAGGAAGCAAAGGAGGAACUGGCGUGGGAUUCCCCUUUGAUUUCGGACGAAUUCCGUACAAAGGAAAGCGUCCCUUGAAAGACAUGAUUGGGUCGUAUAAAAACCGUCACAGUACUGUUGACCCUUCAGCUGAGGGGACAUUGAGCAGUGGCAGCAUCAGCAAGCCAGCCUCCGAAAUGCAGCUGCAGAUUCAGAACCAGCAAGAGGAACUAGAACGGUUAAAGAAGGACCUGUCCAGUCAGAAGGAGCUGGUCCGGCUGCUCCAGCAGACAGUCCGGUCUUCCCAGUAUGACAAAUACUUCACGAGCAGCCGACUCUGCGAAGGAGUCCCAAAGGAUACACUUGAGCUUCUGCAUCAAAAGGAUGAUCAGAUUUUGGGCCUCAACAGCCAACUCGAGAGAUUCAACCUGGAAAAAGAGAGUCUUCAGCAGGAAGUGAGAACGCUGAAGAGCAAAGUGGGUGAGCUCAAUGAGCAGCUGGGAAUGCUGAUGGAAACGAUCCAAGCCAAGGACGAGGUCAUCAUAAAGCUCUCGCGGCAGCUCAGUGAGUGUGAGGGCAGCGCGUCUUCUCCAGCCUCUGUGCCCAGCUCUCCCUCUGCCGCCCCAGCCAUCAGGGACCAGCUGGAGCUGGACAGGCUGAAAGAUAACCUACAGGGGUACAAAACCCAAAACAAAUUUCUAAAUAAGGAGAUUUUGGAACUCUCGGCUCUACGAAGAAAUGCAGAAAGGAGGGAGAGAGAUCUGAUGGCAAAGUAUUCUAGCCUAGAAGCCAAGCUCUGCCAAAUAGAAAGUAAAUAUUUGAUAUUACUUCAAGAAAUGAAGACGCCAGUUUGUUCAGAGGAACAGGGACCUGCUCGGGAUGUCAUAGCCCAGUUGCUGGAGGAUGCUCUGCAGGUUGAGAGCCCGGAGCAGCCAGAGCAAGCAUUCAUUAAGCCUCACCUCGUCAGUGAAUAUGAUAUUUAUGGAUUUAGGACUGUACCUGAGGAUGACGAGGAAGAGAAGUUGGUGGCCAAAGUUCGAGCAUUGGACCUGAAGACUCUCUACCUCACAGAAAACCAAGAAGUUUCCACUGGGGUCAAAUGGGAAAACUAUUUUGCAAGCACAAUGAACAGAGAGAUGAUGUGUUCUCCAGAAUUAAAAAACCUGAUCCGUGCAGGAAUUCCACAUGAGCACCGUUCCAAGGUGUGGAAGUGGUGUGUAGACCUUCAUACGAGAAAGUUCAAGGACAGCACUGAGCCUGGUUACUUCCAAACCUUGCUUCAGAAGGCGCUUGAGAAACAAAACCCGGCCUCCAAGCAGAUCGAGUUAGACCUGCUGCGGACUUUGCCUAACAACAAACAUUACUCCUGCCCCACUUCGGAAGGCAUACAGAAGUUACGCAACGUCCUGCUUGCCUUUUCCUGGCGGAAUCCAGAUAUCGGCUACUGCCAAGGACUAAACAGAUUGGUGGCAGUGGCCCUCCUGUACCUGGAACAAGAAGAUGCUUUCUGGUGUCUAGUUACCAUAGUGGAAGUUUUCAUGCCUCGAGACUAUUACACAAAGACUCUUUUAGGAUCCCAGGUGGACCAGCGGGUGUUCAGAGACCUCAUGAGUGAGAAGCUGCCUCGGUUGCAUGCCCACUUCGAACAGUACAAAGUUGACUACACCCUCAUCACGUUCAACUGGUUUCUGGUGGUGUUUGUGGAUAGUGUCGUUAGUGACAUCCUCUUUAAAAUAUGGGACUCUUUUCUUUAUGAAGGACCAAAGGUUAUUUUCCGUUUUGCCCUGGCACUUUUUAAAUACAAGGAAGAAGAGAUUCUGAAAUUGCAAGACUCGAUGACCAUAUUCAAGUAUCUCCGUUACUUCACACGCACUGUCCUUGAUGCCAGGAAGCUCAUCAGUAUCUCCUUUGGGGACUUGAACCCAUUCCCCCUGCGCCAGAUCCGGAACCGGCGUACCUACCACUUGGAGAAGGUCCGGCUGGAGCUGACGGAGCUGGAGGCCAUCCGCGAGGACUUCCUGCGUGAACGAGACACCAGCCCUGACAAGGGUGAGCUGGUCAGCGACGAGGAAGAGGACACCUGAGUGGACCCACUGUGACACUGCUCUUGUCUUCACAACCAAAGUGUGCCAAAAGGGUGGACUGCAGAGAUGUCUCUGCCUGGUCAAAAGCCAGAAUUUACCUGCAUGGUCUCUGGGAAUCUGCUGGGCAGAUGUCCAAAGCCACACUGUACUUUCUCAUUUCCACUCGGAAUGGGGGACCAAAUCUGUUUACAGCCAUUUUCAUGCCGUGGCAUUUUGGUUAUAUGUAUUACUGUCAUGCUUUCUGACUGAUUGGUGAAUCAACCUGCUUAUCAUUUGGCUAUUUUCAAGAGCCCGUUUACAGCAUC